AAGAGCUCUCUUUGAACAGCGCGCAUGCGCAGAACGUUCUGGUUCAGCAGUGCGCAUGCGCAAAUAACAGCGCGGCCCUAACGCACGUUUGUUGGUGAAAUGGAUUCCCAGAAGGACAUGCAGCCUCCUAAACAGCAGCCCAUGAUCUACAUCUGUGGAGAGUGUCACACAGAAAAUGAGAUCAAGGCCAGAGACCCGAUCCGCUGCAGAGAGUGCGGCUACAGAAUCAUGUACAAGAAGAGGACGAAGAGACUGGUCGUGUUCGACGCCCGAUGAACUCCAACCCAACAGAUUUUCCUGCUCCGAGCUGAAACCCUUUAGUUUUUUUUUUGUUUUUUUUCUCCAUUUUAGUUUGAAAUUGUAAAUAAGUGUUUGUAGAAGUUAAAUUUUCAAAUACAGUUUUGUGUUAAAAAAAAAAAAAAAAAGCUGAGUCAUUGUCCUGUU
This is a messenger RNA of Pangasianodon hypophthalmus (striped catfish), 444 nucleotides long. RefSeq names its product RNA polymerase II, I and III subunit K (gene polr2k). The transcript is spliced from 4 exons. Gene Ontology annotation, biological process: DNA-templated transcription. The record is from RefSeq and is a predicted model, not a curated record. Lineage: Eukaryota; Metazoa; Chordata; Actinopteri; Siluriformes; Pangasiidae. Bases 100 to 276 code for a protein of 58 amino acids. Gene Ontology annotation, cellular component: RNA polymerase I complex; RNA polymerase III complex; RNA polymerase II, core complex. Gene Ontology annotation, molecular function: DNA binding; zinc ion binding; DNA-directed RNA polymerase activity.